UGGCGCGCCGGGGCGACGCGGGCAGGCGAGGGCCGACGUGCCGUACGUGCCUCCGCGGCGGUCCGUGGGCUGCGGGCCGCACCGCCGUCCGCCCUCUCGGAGGCGGGCCGCGCAGACGGCGGCGGCCAUGUUUGUGGCGCGCAGCAUCGCGGCGGACCACAAGGACCUCAUCCACGAUGUGUCUUUCGACUUCCACGGGCGCCGAAUGGCCACCUGCUCCAGCGAUCAGAGCGUCAAGGUGUGGGAUAAGAGUGAGAGUGGAGAUUGGCAUUGUACAGCUAGUUGGAAGACACAUAGUGGAUCUGUAUGGCGUGUGACAUGGGCUCAUCCUGAAUUUGGACAAGUUUUGGCUUCCUGUUCUUUUGACCGAACGGCAGCUGUAUGGGAAGAAAUAGUAGGAGAAUCAAAUGAUAAGCUUCGAGGACAGAGUCACUGGGUGAAGAGGACAACUCUAGUGGACAGCAGAACAUCUGUUACUGAUGUGAAAUUUGCUCCCAAACAUAUGGGUCUGAUGUUAGCAACCUGCUCAGCAGAUGGUAUAGUAAGAAUCUACGAGGCUCCAGAUGUUAUGAAUCUCAGCCAGUGGUCUCUACAGCACGAGAUCUCGUGUAAGCUGUGCUGCAGCUGUAUUUCUUGGAACCCUUCCAGCUCUCGUGCUCAUCCCCCCAUGAUUGCAGUGGGAAGUGAUGACAGCAGUCCAAAUUCAAUGGCCAAGGUUCAGAUUUUUGAAUAUAAUGAAAAUACCAGGAAAUAUGCAAAAGCUGAGAGUCUUAUGACAGUCACAGAUCCUGUCCAUGAUAUUGCGUUUGCUCCAAAUUUGGGGAGAUCUUUCCACAUCCUGGCAAUAGCAACCAAAGAUGUAAGAAUUUUCACAUUAAAACCUGUGAGAAAAGAACUUACUUCUUCUGGUGGUCCAACAAAAUUUGAAAUCCAUAUUGUGGCUCAGUUUGAUAAUCAUAAUUCUCAGGUCUGGAGGGUGAGCUGGAACAUAACUGGAACAGUACUAGCGUCCUCAGGGGACGACGGCUGUGUUAGGUUGUGGAAAGCUAAUUACAUGGACAAUUGGAAGUGUACUGGUAUUUUGAAAGGUAACGGGAGCCCAGUAAAUGGGAGUUCUCAGCUGGGAAACUCAAAUCCUUCACUGAGCUCAAAUAUUCCAAAUCUUCAAAAUUCAUUAAAUGGAACUUCUGCUGGCAGAAAGCACAGCUGAGUACAAGCUAGCUGGAGUAACUUUGCUGUUUGCUGCUUGUUGCAUGCACACAGGAAUGGAAAUCAACUCCUUUCCCCUUCCCCAGCGCCGUUUGAUCUCUUCCAAGAUGCACCAGCAGCCUGUUCACUACUACACACAGUCCAAAAGGCCUUUAAAGUGACAGUGUAUAUAAUUUUUGUACUAGUCAGUCUCCUGACACUAUAAAUGGAAAGGCUUUUUGUUGACACAUCAUCACCAAAACAAUUUUUUGGGAUGUUCUGGAGACUAACUUGGGUUUAAAAACUGAAAACAUUGCUAUUAUCCUCAUAAGCAGUUGGGAGGAGGGAAAAUAUAAUUUUAUUUCAUGUGGAGAAUAUAGGAAUAUGUCUUUUAUUUUCUAAAACAAUAAGCUAAAAUGAUGAGUUUUUAUAAUUUUAAUUUGAAAAUCGAAUAAAUAUUUUCAUAAAGAUUGUUUUGAGUGGUAAUGUGUUUACCUUUUGUAGAAUUGCUCUAUAGGUGAUAUUAUCCACACAACUACUUUACAGGUGGUAUUAUCCACACAACUACUUUACAGGUGAUAUUAUCCACACAACUACUUUACAGGUGAUAUUAUCCACACAACUACUUUACAGGUGAUGUUAUCCACACAACUACUUUACAGGUGAUAUUAUCCACACAACUACUUUACAGGUGAUAUUUUCCAUACAACUACUUAUACUUGUAAUUAAAAAUACCAGUAAAGGAACAAAUCAUUAAUCUGGCACCACAGUUGAGAUAAAAUGGUUUGUAGCCAAGCAGCACAUUAGCAUUUGUUAGUUUUAUUUGAUAGUAGAAUGGUGGAAGCACUUCUAAGUUUUCAUCUCAUACCCAUUAAAGAGAUGGCUGUUUCUAAUGUUUAUGGUAUGAUCCUAUACGACUUGGUUUCCUUUAAGACAAUUUGGAAACAUGAGUUGACAUUUUUCAGAAAAUGUGCAUGCAAUUGAAAUUUUAUGUCUCAGGAUUUUUAAUGUGUUGUUUCAAUGAGUUCCUGUCUUCUGAAACUUCUGACUUUGAUGACAAAGUUAUAUACCUUUUCAUUUACAAAACUGCAUACAUAUUACGGGUAAGUUAUAAGAUGGUAGAAUAACAGGCUAUAAUUCUUUGCGCCUUUUUAUGCACCAAAAUUUUGUAGCUAUUCUAAGUUUUUUGCAGGAAACUCAGACUGUCCAAUGACUGUAUUUUUGAAAAGCAUGUGGCAGUACCCAGCUUUCCCGUGUCGUGUAUUGGAUGGUUCUCAGUAUCAUGUAUGCACUGAAGAUGUGUGCCUGCUGCCGCAGCACACGCAGCAUUGCUGGAAAUGAAAGAAUCAGAUGAGAUUAGACAAGGCUUUACAUUUAUAAAAUGAAUGUCUCUGUAACAUACAUACUGAUAAUUUUGGGGGGGGGCAUUUUAACUUUAACAGAUUGUAUUUUUUUCAAACUUUGAUACUUCAUAAGCAACCUUGAUUCAAGAGAGAGUCUUGAUUUGUACUGUUGUUCUAUUGGUUGUGGCAUGAAUAUACAAGCUUUUUUUUUUCCUUCCUUCCAGCAUGUUUUCUCUUCUUUGGUUCUCUUUGUAUUUACUGCUUUUCUCUUUUCUUCUGUUUCCCUCCCUCUUUUUCCCCCUGUUGUUUUUGUUUUGGUGUUUUGUUCCUGUCUUCAUUAUUUCAGGUAUUUCUUUCCCCCUCUGGAUUCCCCACGGGCUGGAUCAAGAUGGUCCAGUUGUGCCCAGCUCCUUCCUCCUCCUGCUCCUCUGCUAGAGCACUCUUGCGAUGCUGACACUGCCAACCUCCAAUAUCCUCACCCUCGCAGAGGAUACCUCUCUCGGCCUCUUAAUCCCUUACCUGAGAAUGAAGGGGUAUAAAACACUGACUUAAAGGCCUUAUUAUCUAGAUGCUUGUAAAUGCUUUUAUUCUGGGCUGCUUUUUGGUUUCUUCAUUUUUCCUUUAGAAGAUCCUUCUUAUUUAGGGCAUGUCUUGCAUGUAUCACAACUCAAGUGUUUGAAACCAAACCUGUGUUUGUACUUCCGUGCCAGGAAUCUGUGGCUUCGAUAGUUGGUUACCUUUGAUGAACUUCAAAAAAGCAGUAUUAACUGUGAAAGAUUGCCAGUAUAUGAUUCAAAGUGCCUGUCUUGUAAAUUCUGUGUGGAAUUGUUAUCAUAGAGUUUAGUUUUGUCUGUUGAUAGGUAGCUUCAUAGGAAAGCAUAUCAUUGUGAACUUCACUCUGUAUUUCAGACAUUAAGAAAUGUUUUGAAUUUUAUAGACUGAUGUUACAAAUGACUGUAAAAUAAAUCAUUCCUGUGUAUAAAGCAGCAAAUCAUCAGGAUAUUUUUGUCUUUUUUUUUUUUUUUUUUAAAGGAAAAUGCCUUUCACUACUUGGAAUUAUACUUAUUUUGUAAUUAUUCUCCAAGUAGGUUAUUUAAUAAAAAUAUUUUAAAAGAUGUG
Arvicanthis niloticus (Nile rat) is the source of this 3650-nucleotide messenger RNA. It is a transcript of the gene Seh1l, whose product is annotated as SEH1 like nucleoporin. NCBI's taxonomy places the organism in Eukaryota, Metazoa, Chordata, Mammalia, Rodentia, Muridae. Gene Ontology annotation, biological process: cellular response to amino acid starvation; positive regulation of TORC1 signaling. The record is from RefSeq and is a predicted model, not a curated record. Gene Ontology annotation, cellular component: Seh1-associated complex; nuclear pore outer ring. Gene Ontology annotation, molecular function: protein binding; structural molecule activity.